Molecule: messenger RNA, 1303 nt
Organism: Capsicum annuum
Lineage: Eukaryota; Viridiplantae; Streptophyta; Magnoliopsida; Solanales; Solanaceae
Product: F-box protein CPR1-like
Exons: 1
Coding region: 420-1082 (220 amino acids)
Molecular function (GO): protein binding
Source: RefSeq, a predicted model, not a curated record
CCAUAUCAAUCUAUAUUUACUCAUUUUACAUUUUUGUGAAUGAUUUUUUCUCCUUCUUGUUUACUCCGCCAAUCUCUCUACCCACCACCGAUCUCCCAAUCAUUGUUUUCUUUCCCUUCAAUGUACACCUUCCUUUGUUUACCCCUCUUCCUCUUUUUCGUCAACCAACAUUAUCAUCAUUUAUGAAUCCUUGUUUUUCUUUGUCUCGGUGAUAUUUGUGAUAGUUCACAACCUUAGUUCGAACAAUUUUUCUCUAUCGUUCUCCCUCCCUCUUUCAUGACCUUGCCUAACUAGUCAAAUUUUAGUGCUCCAUUUCUAGGAAACUUCCCUUUUCAUUUGAUCUUGUAAAGAAUUUUUAGAUUAGCUAGGCAUCAAACUUUUUUGGUUACUUCUUUGCUAUUAUUAUCUUAAUUAGGACGAUGAUUUUCCCUGCUGAUCCACCUGGAGAUGAAAUGACAAACAUCUUAUCAAGACUUCCUAUCGAAGAUCUCAUGAAAUUCAGGUCUGUUUGCAAAUCUUGGUCUAAUCUCAUUAGAGAUCCUUGUUUUAUUAACAUGCAUAUGAAUCAACGUUCAUUAUAUAAGGAAAGCUAUUUGAUUGGUAAAGAUAGCUUGGAUGUCACGGAAAACGAGUGUUGCACUUUGUACUCCGAUGAAACAUUUGCCGAGCACAAGAAAUUAGAAUUUCCUUUGUGUGAACCGACUAAAAGUUUUGAAGUCUUUGGUUGUUGCAAUGGUGUUCUCUUUCUUCUUUACCCUACAACUCCUAGAUCUAGUAGCAAACUGUAUUUUUGGAACCCUGCCACAAAAAUGAUCAAGAAUCUUUGUAGAUCCCCCGUGCAGCUUCCCGAUGUUUCUAAUCACCUAGUUUUUGGGUUUGGCUACGUUCCUCAAUUGGAUGAAUAUAAGGUGGUCAGAAUUUUGUAUCAUGAGGAAAGGAAUCUCACAGGCCCCCCAACACUUCCGCCUGUUGUUGAAAUUUACUCAUUGAAAACAAAUUCUUGGACAAAAAUUGAGAUUGAACUCUCAUACUUUAUUACCAGUCAUAUGGCAAAGACAUUUCUUGAUGGAUCUGCAUAUUAGCUUGCAUGAAAGGCUAAUGAAUCUGAGUACGAUGACUUCAUUGUGUGUUUCAAUAUGGCUGGCCAUGUUUUUGAAGAAAUACCACUCCCAGUGUCUAGCUCUGAUGAUGGUGCAUUAACUGGAUCAUUAGCAGUCUUUCGCGAUUCAAUUUACCUAUUUGUGCAUGAUUCACUGGAGUGAUGGCAUAUAUGGAUGAUGGGUGAAGGUUGUUCAGGAAAGAU